Oncorhynchus nerka (sockeye salmon) is the source of this 5991-nucleotide messenger RNA. Its product is annotated as exostosin-1a-like. Gene Ontology annotation, molecular function: glycosyltransferase activity. Lineage: Eukaryota; Metazoa; Chordata; Actinopteri; Salmoniformes; Salmonidae. Gene Ontology annotation, cellular component: membrane. The coding region runs from base 1 to 1317 and encodes 438 amino acids. The record is from RefSeq and is a predicted model, not a curated record. The transcript is spliced from 12 exons.
AUGAAGACCCAGACCAAGAAGGAGAGUGAUGGAGUGCUGCAUCAGAUGACCUGGCCUCAAUCAUGGAGCCUCUAUUUGGACACAGAGACAGUGGAGCACAGAGAGCUACCCUGCCUGUGUGUCGGCCUGCAGGCUGCCUGUGUACCUGUGAUACUCAGUAACGGCUGGGAGAUGCCCUUCUCGGAGAUCAUCCACUGGAACACAGCAGCUGUGAUCGGGGACGAACGACUGCUACUUCAGAUUCCGUCUACGGUGCGUUCCAUUCACCAGGACAACAUCUUGUCUCUCAGACAGCAGACCCAGUUCCUGUGGGAGGCCUACUUCUCUUCUGUAGAGAGGAUAGUACUCACAACACUAGAGAUCAUCCAUGACCGGGUGCUCCAGCAUGCAGCCCGUAGUAACCUGAUGUGGAACAGUCUUCCCGGAGGUCUCUACUCCCUGCCUCAGUACUCCUCAUACUUGGGAGACUUCCCUUUCCACUAUGCCAAGCUAGGUAUCAAGCCUCGUCCCAAGUUCACGGCGAUCAUCCAUGCUGUGACUCCCCUGGUCUCCCAGUCUCAGCCCAUCCUCAAGCUACUGGUGGCUGUCGCCAAGUCCCAGCACUGUGUCCAGGUGAUCGUCCUAUGGAACUGUGACAAGCCCCUCCCGGCCAAACACCGCUGGCCUGCCACCGCCGUACCUGUCCUGGUCAUAGAUAGAGAGAGCAAGGUGAUGAGCAGUCGCUUCCUGCCCUAUGACACAAUACCAACAGACGCCGUUCUGAGUCUGGACGAGGAUACAGUUCUCUCUACUACUGAGGUGGACUUUGCUUUCACGGUGUGGCAGAGUUUCCCCGAGAGGAUUGUGGGAUACCCGGCCAGGAGUCAUUUCUGGGACAGCAACAAGGAGAGGUGGGGUUACACCUCCAAGUGGACCAACGACUACUCUAUGGUCCUGACAGGAGCUGCUAUAUAUCACAGAUAUUACCACUACCUGUAUACCAGUUACCUGCCGGCUAGUCUGAGGGACCUGGUGGACCAGCUGUCUAACUGUGAAGACAUCCUGAUGAACUUUCUGGUGUCAGCCGUCACCAAGCUGCCGCCCAUCAAGGUCACCCAGAAGAAACAGUACAAGGAGACUAUGAUGGUGCAGACCUCUAGAGCGUCUCGGUGGGCCGACCCAGACCACUUUGCCCAGCGACAGAGCUGCAUGAAUAAAUUUGCCAGCUGGUUUGGCAGCAUGCCCCUGGUGCACUCUAAUAUGCGUCUAGACCCGGUGUUGUUUAAAGACCAGGUGUCCAUACUGAGAAAGAAAUACAAGGACAUAGAGAGACUAUAACCAGCCUGAGACCCCUGCUGCCCCCUUGAAGGACAGGAGAGUAGAGGGAUGGGAGACACACAGAGACCCUCCCAGAGAGAAGGGAGGAACAGGAGAAGAAACGAGAGGAGAGGACAGGGCGCUGUGGAGCCAGGACGCCACGACCCUCCCAGAGAGAAGGGAGGAACAGGGAAGAAACGAGAGGAGAGGACAGGGCGCUGUGGAGCCAGGACGCCACGACACUCCCAGAGAGAAGGGAGGAACAGGGGAAGAAACGAGAGGAGAGGACAGGGCACUGUGGAGCCAGGACGCCACGGUAGACCCUCCCAGAGAGAAGGGAGGAACAGGGGAAGAAACGAGAGGAGAGGACAGGGCGCUGUGGAGCCAGGACGCCACGACCCUCCCAGAGAGAAGGGAGGAACAGGGAAGAAACGAGAGGAGAUGACAGGGCGCUGUGGAGCCAGGACCCUCCCAGGGUUGACCCUCCUAGAGAGAAGGGAGGAACAGGGGAAGAAACGAGAGGAGAGGACAGGGCACUGUGGAGCCAGGACGCCACGUCCCUCCCAGAGAGAAGAGAGGAACAGGGGAAGAAACGAGAGGAGAGGACAGGGCACUGUGGAGCCAGGACGCCACGAUUGACCCUCCCAGAGAGAAGGGAGGAACAGGGGAAGAAACGAGAGGAGAGGACAGGGCGCUGUGGAGCCAGGACGCCACGCGUCUUCCACCCACACUCUCCAUCCUUGUACGCUGUUGCUGGUGCCAACAGUGGUAACCGUGACAACCCAGGCUGUAUUUUGGUAGGAGCUGUACACAGACAGAAAACUAGUUCAUGCACAAAUGACAACAUGGACGUCUGGGGGUUCCACGUUCCACGUUCUUCCCCUCACAAGACCUGGUGAACCACUAUAAUCACACAGCCCUCACCUAGUCAGCCCCCACUAUAAUAACAAUAUAUACUAUCUAACACAACUGUUUAUGCAAAGAAACAAAAUUUUUACUUCUGGGUGGUCCCAGGAAUCGAACCCACUAUCAAGACUAACACCCACAGUCAUCAAUAAAGACUCUCUUCUUUGUCCAUCUUCAACUCUCAUUCACAUUAACAUGAUCCGAUUGAUUUGAGUUGACACACAUUCAUCAUCUUUAGAGUUAAAAGGACACUAAAGGGGGUUUUGGCAUCUACUGACCCAGAGUCAGAUGACGUCCUUUAUCUGCUGACCCAGAGUCAGAUGAAGCCCUUUAUCUACUGACCCAGAGUCAGAUGAGGUCCUUUAUCUACUGACCCAGAGUCAGAUGAGGCCCUUUAUCUACUGACCCAGAGUCAGAUGAAGCCCUUUAUCUACUGACCCAGAGUCAGAUGAGGUCCUUUAUCUACUGACCCAGAGUCAGAUGAAGCCCUUUAUCUACUGACCCAGAGUCAGAUGAGGCCCUUUAUCUACUGACCCAGAUUCAGAUGAGGUCCUUUAUCUACUGACCCAGAGUCAGAUGAGGCCCUUUAUCGACUGACCCAGAGUCAGAUGAGGCCCUUUACCAACUGAUCCAGAGUCAGAUGAAGCCCUUUAUCUACUGAUCCAGUCAGAUGAAGCCCUUUAUCUACUGACCCAGAGUCAGAUGAGGUCCUCUAUCUACUGACCCAGAGUCAGAUGAACUCGUAGAUUCCAUCUUUAUGUCUCUGUGUCCAGUAUGAAGGAAGUUAAGAGGUAGUUCCGUGAGCCAAUGCUAAUUAGCAUUAGCGCAAUGAAUGGAAGUCUAUGGGUAUCUGCUAGCAUGCUAGCAGGGACAUGGCUAGUCUUUACUUGAUCUGAGGGAGCGGUGUACAUCUUUAUAGAUUCAUUAUUAAUGUGACAUGUAUAUUAUCGUGCCAACAGUUCAAUGUUUUAAUGUUCAAUGAUUUCACAUCCCUGUUCCCUUGUUUUGAUAAGAUAAAAGUCCCCCCUUCCAUUGAGGGUGAGGGCUGUGUGACUGUAUGGUGAGGGCUGUGACUGUAGGUGAGGGCUGUGUGACUGUAUGGUGAGGGCUGUGUGACUGUAGGUGAGGGCUGUGUGACUGUAGGUGAGGGCUGUGUGACUGUAUGGUGAGGGCUGUGUGACUAUGUGAGGGCUGUGUGACUGUAGGUGAGGGCUGUGUGACUGUAUGUGAGGGCUGUGUGACUGUAGGUGAGGGCUGUGUGACUGUAUGUGAGGGCUGUGUGACUGUAUGUGAGGGCUGUGUGACUGUAGGUGAGGGCUGUGUGACUGUAGGUGAGGGCUGUGUGACUGUAUGUGAGGGCUAUGUGACUGUAGGUGAGGGCUGUGUGACUGUAGGUGAGGGCUGUGUGACUGUAGGUGAGGGCUAUGUGACUGUAGGUGAGUGCUGUGUGACUGUAGGUGAGGGCUGUGUGACUGUAGGUGAGGGCUGUGUGACUGUAGGUGAGGGCUGUGUGACUGUAUGUGAGGGCUGUGUGACUGUAUGUGAGGGCUGUGUGACUGUAUGUGAGGGCUGUGUGACUGGAGGUGAGGGCUGUGUGACUGUAGGUGAGGGCUGUGUGACUGUAUGUGAGGGCUGUGUGACUGUAGGUGAGGGCUGUGUGACUGUAGGUGAGGGCUGUGUGACUGUAUGGUGUGUGACUAGGUGAGGGCUGUGUGACUGUAGGUGAGGGCUGUGUGACUAGGUGAGGGCUGUGUGACUGUAGGUGAGGGCUGUGUGACUGUAGGUGAGGGCUGUGUGACUAGGGUAAGCUGUGUGACUGUAGGUGAGGGCUGUGUGACUGUAUGUGAGGGCUGUGUGACUAGGUGAGGGCUGUGUGACUGUAUGGUGUGUGACUAGGUGAGGACUGUGUGACUGUAGGUGAGGGCUGUGUGACUGUAGGUGAGGGCUGUGUGACUAGGUGAAGCUGUGUGACUGUAGGUGAGGGCUGUGUGACUGUAGGUGAGGGCUGUGUGACUAGGUGAGGGCUGUGUGACUGUAUGGUGAGGGCUGUGUGACUGUAGGUGAAGCUGUGUGACUGUAGGUGAGAGCUGUGUGACUGUAGGUGAGGGCUGUGUGACUGUAGGUGAGGGCUGUGUGACUGUAGGUGAGGGCUGUGUGACUGUAGGUGAGGGCUGUGUGACUGUAGGUGAGGGCUGUGUGACUAGAUGAGAACUGUGUGGUGUGACUAGUGUGACUGUGUGGUGUGACUAGUGUGACUGUGUGGUGUGACUGUGUAGUGUGACACUGUGUGGUGUGACUGUGUGGUGUGACUGUGUGGUGUGACUGUGUAGUGUGACUGUAGUGUGACACUGUGUGGUGUGACUGUGUAGUGUGAUUGUGUGUGGUGUGACUGUAGUGUGACUGUGUGGUGUGACUGUAGUGUGACUGUGUGUGGUGUGACUGUGUAGUGUGAUUGUAUAUGGUGUGACUGUGUAGUGUGACUGUGUGUGGUGUGACUGUAGUGUGACUGUAGUGUGACUGUGUAGUGUGAUUGUAUAUGGUGUGACUGUAGUGUGACUGUGUGGUGUGACUGUAGUGUGACUGUGUGUGGUGUGACUGUGUAGUGUGACUGUGUGGUGUGACUGUGUAGUGUGACUGUAUGGUGUGACUGUGUGGUGUGACUGUGUAGUGUGACUGUGUGAGGUGUGACUGUGUUGUGUGACUGUGUAGUGUGACUGUGUGAGGUGUGACUGUGUUGUGUGACUGUGUAGUGUGACUGUGUUAAUUCUCAUGGUGCAAUAUGUGUUUGAGCUGAAAUCUAAUCUCUCUCUGAUCCUGUUCUCAUUCUGGGAUGUGUCCCAAAUGUCACCCUACUCCCUAUGGGCCCUGGUCAACUGGCCCCCUAUUCCCUAUGGGCCCUGAUCAAAUGGUACCCUAUUCCCUAUGUGCCCUAUUCCCUAUGGGCCCUGUUCAAAUGGCACACUAUUCCCUGUGGGCCCUAUUCCCUAUGGGCCCUGUUCAAAUGGCACACUAUUCCCUGUGGGCCCUAUUCCCUAUGGGCCCUGUUCAAAUGGUAGCCUAUUCCCGAUGGGCCCUGUUCAAAUGGUACCCUAUUCCCUAUGGGCCCUAUUCCCUAUGGGCCCUGUUCAAAUGGUAGCCUAUUCCCUAUGGGCCCUGUUCAAAUGGUACCCUAUUCCCUAUGGGCCCUAUUCCCUAGGGGCCCUAUUCCCUAUGGGCCCUAUUCCCUAUGGGCCCUGGUCAAAGGUAGUGCACUAUAAAGGGAAUCGGGUGCCAUUUGGGAUGCAAGCCUCUGAUUCCCCUGUUGCUGUUCUAGGAUGAAAUGAAUGUGCCUUUUAAAGAAAAGCCACUUCAGAAUGAUUGUAUUGUUGCCUUUAACAGAGGAGUUCCCAUUUUAGUAAAGAUCUCUCUGUGUCCCCAGUAACACUGACUGGUACAGUAGCUGGUGUUUAGGUGACCUUGUCGUCUAAACACUGAACGUGACUCCAUCUGAUCUGUAACAGACAGAUUCCUGCCUGUGUUUCGUAGGAACAUGACGGAGCCUCUGUCGGUUCAAUCACAGUCUUGGUCCCAGAUCUGUUUGUAGUGUCUUGCCAACUCCUGUUAUGAUCAUUGUAGCGCAGCACAAACUGAUCUGAGACCAGGCUAAUUCACAGACACUUUCCUUCCUGCCUGUUCUCUUCCUCCACCCUGGUCAUUUACAGACAUCAUUUCUAUAGAGAUUAAGAUUCCAAUAGAAACAUCAACAUUUUGUAAAGUGAUUUUAUAAAAGAACUAAACAAAUAUUUGAUA